Molecule: messenger RNA, 3434 nt
Organism: Electrophorus electricus (electric eel)
Lineage: Eukaryota; Metazoa; Chordata; Actinopteri; Gymnotiformes; Gymnotidae
Gene: sinhcaf
Product: SIN3-HDAC complex associated factor
Biological process (GO): negative regulation of cell migration
Cellular component (GO): Sin3-type complex
Source: RefSeq, a predicted model, not a curated record
GUGAGACGUUAACGACGAGUGGCGUGCUUAGCAGUGGCGCAUUGUUUUAUGAGUAACAUUUUGGAAGGCUUUCAACUUACCGCCUCCUCUGUUUGAUUGACUAUUUUUUUUUGCUGUUUGUCAAGAUGUUUGGCUUUCAUAAGCCGAAGAUGUAUCGCAGUCUGGACGGCUGUUGUAUCUGCAGGGCAAAGUCCUCCAGCUCUCGUUUCACAGACAGCAAACGCUACGAGAGAGAUUUCCAGAGCUGCUUUGGCCUUGGCGAAACCCGCUCUGGCGAAAUUUGCAAUGCUUGCGUGCUGCUGGUGAAGCGCUGGAAGAAGCUCCCGGUCGGGUCCAAGAAGAACUGGAAUCACGUGGUUGAUGCGCGAGGAGGACCCAGCCUGAAGACGACUGUGAGGUCAAAGAAGGUGAAGCCUCUUUCCAGAAGAAUCAGACCGAGUCAGAUCUGCCGAGUGCAGAAUGAACUAAAAAGAAACAACUCCGAUGCUCACAGCACAACCUCCAGCACCAGUCCCGCCCAGUCUCCUAGCUAUAGCAACCAAUCAGAUGAUGGAUCUGAUUCUGAGCUGGCUCCUGGCUCCAGCCGAUCACCGGUCUUUUCCUUCUUGGACCUGACAUACUGGAAAAGGCAGCGAGUGUGCUGUGGCAUCAUCUACAAAGGCCGCUUCGGGGAAGUGCUCAUUGACCCGCACCUCUACAAGCCCUGCUGCCAGAAGAAACAGGAUCGGGAGCGUGACGAUGACGAGGACGAGCAGGAGGAAGAGGAGGCUGACCUGGAGAAGGAAGAGGGCCCGUCCGGUCAGGCCAUGUUGGCUUCUCCGCUGCCGCAUGCCCUCUCGCCCCCUCUGCCAGUUAAAACGGAGGGCGAGGAAGAGGAGGAAGAAGAGUGGUGAGGCACCGGCCCCCAGGGGGACUGAGCCGGCAUUGUAGAGAAGCCACCGAGGUUGUGACGUGUUCGGGAGCUUCUAAACAAGUCCUCUCAGAUUGCCUUUGAUUCAAGAGCAGCUGAACUUUGUCUGAGAUUUUGGUUUUCUUUGUUAAUGUGUGCAUGUAGGGGGGUGUCUUCAUCUGUUGCUGUGAGUUUUCUUGUGUGGGUUUCUUUUAAAUUAAUUUUUAUAGGUCACGUUACUCUUUCAAGACUUCUGGUAUGCUGUUUUUGAUUUCGCUCAAGUCUGAUUCUCACACCGAUCAAUUUGAUCAACUGAUUUUGUUUUGAUUAGUUCUGUUUGUACUGUUCAGUAUGCUGGAUCUGCAUACAACGCAAAGAUGUUGGAGCUCAGUCCAUGGAGAAGUCUGCUUUGAUAGGUUUUUCUUUACACAGUUGCAGCACGCUGUAAUGAAACCUUUUGCAUUAUCGUCUGUCUCGUUAAUCCUGCUUGGGCUUGUUGUUGUGUGUGUGUGUGUGUGUGUGUGGUGUUUUUUUUUUUUAAUUCUUUUUCUGGAGGCUUGGAACUCAGGCUUGAGCACUGAUUUCAGUGACUGUUCUUUCCCUUCCAGUCUGACCUCAGACAUUGUAGGCCAGUUAGCAAAACGGAUCCCACGUCCAGUGUUUCACUGCACAGUUUAUUUUACUCAGCGUUAGUGGUGCUGAGACAAGCCAAGCAAGGCCAACCAAAAGAAUGAAACGUGUGUGGAUCUAUAGACACACACAUCAUUGCUUACUAGUGUAAAUAUUUAGAGCUGUAUGUUUUCAGCAGUUAUAUCCAUGUCAUGCAUGAAAUCUAAUCAAACCCUUUUCCUAAAGAGAAUCUGCAUGAAUACUGCAUGGCCUUCUAAAGACUUUCAGAUUUUUUUUUUUUUUUUUUUUGCAUUUAGUCUUUGAUGUUCUGGGUAGGUUUUGAUACAGCUCUAAUAAAUAUAUAUUUUUAUAGAUAAAACAAAUAAAAGAGAAUGAUAAAAAAAUUAAUUCAUCACUAACAUGUGAUGUGUUAAACAUUUUCAUUUAUGGACUCUGGCAUGUCUCAGUCAAUAUUUCAGUCAGUCAAAUUUCAAAUCAUGAUUCUGAAGUUAGAUAAAUCAUCAAGGGGGUUUUAUUUAUUUAGUUCACUGAUACACUCACUUUCACACAGUACCUCCUGUCUUUUAGUUCUGCAUUUGUAAAUACUGUACUGAAAACUGCAUUUUACAGUUUUCUAAGGAACAAAAAUAUUUUGGGUCAUUUGUGUAUUGUGAGAUACAUGGGGUUUUUUGUUUGUUUUUUUUUUGGGGGGGUGGGUUCUUCAGCGUUGUUGUUGUUGUUGUUAUUAUUAUUAAUAUUAUUAUUAUUAUUUCCGUUCUGUCAAAAUACUGAAAGUCAAUUUCCCCAGUAUGCUUUUCAUUUUAUAUUGUAAGAUAUUUAGUACUUUUUAAACUGUCCAACUUUUCCUCUCUAGAUCUAGAAUUCUCUCAAAUGUAUUUGCCUCAGAUAUGUACAACAAAUCUUACAUCCUUCAACUGCAUGUAUUUCCUUUGCAUUCAGAAUGAGGGCACUAUAGAGUAGAUAUUACCCUUUAAUAUGCCUUCAGCAUAUUCACAAUAUUUUCACAGACAUGAUUAAUUAAUUAAUCUCUUACAAUCUGAUUCCAGUACAGUUUUUUAUGGUUGUUUUAGAAGUGAAUGGAAUAUUUACAACUAGCAUUUGGUCUUUUGAGUCAAAAUGAGUGUUGGGAGAAAGGCUGGUUUUAGUUGCUAACUCAGGAAAUAAGAGAAUAAUUAAUCAAUUCGGUGUUAUAAGUGGAGCACCUUAAAUAUUGUUUUAUCACAAAAACAUUUACGCAACACUUAAAUAUGUUUUGUUCUCGCCAGGUCUUGAAUGAACCUUAUUUUUGGCCUUUAUAAACUGGUGGUUUUUAUCAGAGAAGGCAGCUCUAUGGCUUGGACACUGAUAUAUUACAGAACGCCAUAAGGAUGUCUACAGGUUUCCUAAUUUCAGCUAUUGCAGUGCACAGGGGCAGUUCUAAAUCUCUGGAAUUCUUACAACUCUGUCACAGUAUAUUAAUCCAUUGUUUGUAAAUACUUUAUGAUGUUUUGAACUGAACAGUUAUGAUAUUCUCUGUGUAUUAUUUAUUUUCAUAUUUAUUUGCAACACUUGUCAUGUUUUUAAAUCUCAUUAAUUUUCAUGGCACCAAGAGCGAUUAAUCAUAACCCAGCUCGUGAUAUUAACAGAUUUCACAUAUCAAAUGUAUCCUGGUAUGAAGAGUGUCUGGCUCUGAUUUUGUUUGCAAAGACAAGGAAUAUGCUGAAUAUAAUUGUAUUUUAUGAUUUUUCUUCAGGUAAAAUCAUGCCCAAUACCUUACUUUCCUUCAGGCUAGUCCCUUAGUUGUUGUACUCUACAGGCAUGUAUGGUAGCUAUGCACUUUGUAUCGACCUUAUUAGAGAUAUAUGAAGCAGGUUUUGUAUUUUUUUACAUACUCUACUUUUUACUUGUUCCUCAAUAAACGUAGCUUGUGAUGUUA